Messenger RNA from Akanthomyces muscarius, 4611 nucleotides. RefSeq lists its product as uncharacterized. The transcript has 3 exons. Gene Ontology annotation, cellular component: sulfite reductase complex (NADPH). The record is from RefSeq and is a predicted model, not a curated record. Lineage: Eukaryota; Fungi; Ascomycota; Sordariomycetes; Hypocreales; Cordycipitaceae. Gene Ontology annotation, molecular function: FMN binding; heme binding; sulfite reductase (NADPH) activity. Gene Ontology annotation, biological process: sulfate assimilation; amino acid biosynthetic process. The coding region runs from base 1 to 4611 and encodes 1536 amino acids.
AUGGAGGCUGCCGCUCAGCACCAGGUGCGCACGCCGCAAGAGGCUGUCGCCAGAAUCGCAUACCUCGCCUCCGACGUCGUCGUCUCUGUCCAGCCCUCGCUCGCCACCGACUCUGAAUUCUCCUCCCAUCUCAAGCGAUAUGCUGCCCGCAAGGACCGCAGUCUUGUCGCUGCCGGCGCUGGCGCUGUCCCGGAUAUCCUCUCUGUCCGCCACAAUGCUGACCCGCUGCUCUCCGUCUUCACCCCGAUCCGCUCCGGCAAGCUCGUCUCCGUCACCACGCCCUCCUCGGUCCUCCUGCCCGCCGUCUCCCACCUCUACAAGCUGGCCAAUUAUCCCGUAGUCCUCCACGUUGCCCUCCAGCCCCGCAACUUUGCCGACUACUCCGUCAUCACCGCCAUCCGCAACUCGGGAUGGACCUUUGUCCAGUCCGAGACCCUGCAGGAGGCACAGGACAUGGCCAUCACGGCCCAUGCCCUCGCCGUCCGCACCGGCAAGGGCGUCAUUCACUUCUUCGCCCCUGACACCUCUUCCCAGGACGAGCCGGUGACCGUUGAGGAUGCCAGCGUCGUGGGGAACCUCCUCGACCUGGACAGCGUGCGCCGCUUCCAGUCCGGCUCCGUUGCCGCCGCCGGCUUAUACGCCGACGACGGCCAUGUCGCCGUCUCUUCGGACCACCCAGAGGUUGCCCCCAACGCCACCGGCGACAGCGUCGCCAACCUGCGUCCGCCUGCGAGUGCCGAUGCGUCCAAGUUUGCUUCCACCGGCACGUCGGUCAAGUCCAGCCAGGCCAGCCAGGCCAGUGACGCUGGCACCCCCGGCGCUCCCUCAUCCGUCGCCACCACUGUCGAGUCGGCCCCGCCGCCCGUGACCUCCGAAGACAUUUACACGUGCGCCACCCGUAUCUGGACGAGCCUCAACUCUGCUGUCGGCCGCCAGUACAACGCUUUCGAGUAUACCGGCCCGGACAAUGUCCAAAACUGCCUCUUCAUCUUUGGCUCCGAUACCGGCACCUUUGCCCAAGUCAUUGACAACGCCAAGCCCGACGAGAUCUUUGCCCACACUGGCAUCGUCACGCCUCGCCUCUACCGCCCCUGGCUUGGAUCCAAGCUCGUCGAUGCUCUCCCCAAGACCAUCAAGCGCAUUGCCGUUCUCGAGCAGAUUCACCGCAAGACCACCAAAUGGGGUCCUCUGCUGAUUGACGUCGUCUCCUCCAUCAAGAGCGGCCCCGGCGGCGUUGAGACCAUUGUUGGCCACCAGCUCGGCUACAUUGCCGCCGAGGCUGCUGACCAAGCUCUUCGUGGCAUUCUUCAGAACCUCACCUCCGAGGCCCCCCUCCAGAACCUCGAGGUCGGCGUACGGGACGCCCCCGCUGAACGCAGCGACUAUGUCCUGUCCAUGCCUGCUCUGGAGACGGCCUACAACAAGAUUCUCGACCAGCUCUUCGGCAAGCGAACGCACAUUGCCAACGCUCUCCGAUCCCAAAACACCGGCAUUUCUUCUACUGUCGCUGCCACCCCCGAAUUCGGCUUCGGUUCCCUCAUUGCCCGCAAGGAGCUGCGCAAGACUUUCAUCAGCGAGGUCAAGGAGGCCGCCAAGAGCAACGAGUUCAUCACCGAUGGCCCAAAGAACUGGCUUGCCAAGUGGGCUGUCGCCUCGGAUGAUCUGUCCAAGUCUACCGAGAUUGCCGACGACGUCAUCUCCCGCCUCCAGACGGACGGCUCGCCCAUCUCUCACAGCCUGCUCAAGAAGCAGGGCCUCUUCCGCAAGGAGUCGCUCUGGCUCGUCGGCUCCGAUGCCUGGUCCUAUGACCUCGGCAACUCAGGUGUGCACCACGUUCUCGCCUCUGGUGAAAACGUCAACAUGCUCAUCAUCGAUUCUACCCCCUAUUCUGAAAAGUCCAAUGCCGACGCCAACCGCAGAAAGAAAGAUAUUGGUCUCUACGCCAUGAACUUUGGCAACGUCUAUGUCGCCUCGACUGCUGUCUACAGCUCUUAUACCCAGGUCCUCCAGGCCAUGCUCGAGGCUGACAAGUUUGACGGUCCCUCCGUUGUUAUGGCUUACCUGCCCUACUUUGGCGAGUCUGACUCUCCCCUCACCGUUCUCCAAGAGACCAAGAAGGCUGUCGAUGCUGGUUACUGGCCUCUGUACCGAUGGAACCCCGAGAACGAGAAGAAGGGCGAGCCCAACUUCUCCCUCGACUCCGAGCUCAUCAAGAAGGAGCUCAAGACCUUCCUUGCUCGUGACAACCAGCUCACUCAGCUCAUGAACAAGGAGCCCCAGUUUGCUGCCAGCCUGGCCCAAGACUUUGGUACCGAGGUCCGCGCUCAGCAGAAGCGCAAGGCUAAGGAUGCUUACAACCAACUUCUCGAGGGCCUUUUGGGAGCCCCGCUCACCAUUCUCUACGCCUCUGACAACGGCAACGCUACUUCUUUGGCCAAGAGACUUGGCAACAGAGGCCGUGCUCGCGGCCUCAAGACCACUGUUCUGGCCAUGGAGGACUACCCUCUCGAGGACCUUCCUACUGAGGAGAACAUUGUCUUCCUUACCUCUACCGCUGGCCAGGGAGAGUUCCCUCAGAACGGUCUCGCCUUCUGGGAGGCCAUAAAGGACAACACUGAACUUGAUCUUGCCACUGUCAACUACUCCAUCUUUGGUCUUGGUGACAGCCAUUACUGGCCACGCAAGGAAGACAGGAUCUACUACAACAAGCCUGCCAAGGAUCUCGACCGCGUUCUGACCAACCUCGGUGGCAAGCGCUUGGCUGACACUGGCCUCGGCGAUGACCAAGAUCCCGACGCGUACCAAACAGGCUAUUCUGAGUGGGAGCCCAAGAUUUGGCAGGCGCUCGGCGUCGACAACGUCUCCGGUCUUCCCGAUGAGCCUCCGCCCAUCACCAACGAGGACAUCAAACUGGCCUCCAACUUCCUUCGUGGCACCAUUCUCGAAGGUCUUGCUGACCCUUCCACUGGCGCCAUCUCUGCUGCCGAUCAGCAGCUCACCAAGUUCCACGGUACCUACAUGCAGGAUGACCGUGAUGUCCGUGAUGAGAGGAAGGCCCAGGGUCUUGAGCCCGCCUACUCCUUCAUGAUCCGAUGCCGUCUACCCGGUGGUGUUUCCACCCCCAAGCAGUGGGUCCAGAUGGACGAUAUUGCCAACGACCUCGGCAACGAGACGAUGAAGCUCACCACUCGCCAGACCUUCCAGUUUCACGGCGUCGUCAAGGGCAAGCUCAAGCCCGCCAUGCAGGCCAUCAACCGUGCUCUCAUGACCACCAUUGCCGCUUGCGGCGACGUCAACCGCAACGUCAUGUGCAGCUCGCUGCCCACCCAGUCCAAGUACCACCGCCAGGUCUUUGCCUGCUCCGCCAAGAUUAGCGACCACCUGCUGCCCUCGACCAACGCCUACCACGAGAUCUGGCUCAAGGACGAGAACGACAAGAAGACGCAGGUCGCCGGCGAGGCGAUCCAGGACUUUGAGCCGCUGUACGGACCUACCUACCUGCCCAGAAAGUUCAAGAUUACCAUUGCCAUUCCUCCCCACAACGACACCGACGUCUACGCGCACGACAUUGGCCUGAUUGCCAUCAAGGGCAAGGACGGCAACCUAGAGGGUUUCAACGUGCUUGCCGGCGGCGGCAUGGGUGCCACGCACAACAACAAGAAGACGUACCCGCAGACGGGCCGCAUGUUUGGCUACUGCAAGGCCGAGGACGUGCACAUUGCCUGCGAGAAGAUUAUGCUCGUGCAGCGCGACCACGGCGACCGCAAGAACCGCAAGCACGCGCGUCUCAAGUACACCAUUGACGACAUGGGCGUCGACGUCUUCCGCGGCAAGGUCGAGGAGCUCUGGGGCCAAAAGUUUGAGGCCGCCAAGCCCUUUGAGUUCAAGUCCAACGUCGACACCUUUGGCUGGGUCAAGGACGAGACGGGCCUGAACCACUUUACCUUCUUCAUCGAAAACGGCCGCAUCGAGGACACGCCCGACUUCCAGAUGAAGACGGGCCUGCGCGCCAUUGCCCAGGCGCACAAGGGCGAGUUCCGCCUCACCGGCAACCAGCACCUCAUCCUCAGCAACGUGCACGACGACGACCUCGACGCCAUGAAGGCCCUCAUGAAGCGCUACAAGCUCGACAACGUGCAGUUCUCCGGCCUGCGCCUCAGCUCCUCGGCCUGCGUCGCCUUCCCGACCUGCGGCCUCGCCAUGGCCGAGUCGGAGCGCUACCUGCCCGUGCUCAUCUCCAAGCUCGAGGGCUGCCUCGAGGACGCCGGCCUGCGCCAGGACUCCAUCGUCAUGCGCAUGACGGGCUGCCCCAACGGCUGCGCCCGCCCCUGGCUCGCCGAGGUCGCCUUUGUCGGCAAGGCCUUUGGCGCCUACAACAUGUACCUCGGCGGCGGCUACCACGGCCAGCGCCUCAACAAGCUCUACCGCUCCAGCAUCAAGGAGGACGAGAUCCUCGAUAUCAUGAAGCCGCUGCUCAAGCGCUACGCCGCGGAGCGCGAGGACGGCGAGCGGUUCGGCGAUUUCUGCAUCAGGGUCGGCGUCAUCAAGGCCACCACCGACGGGCAAAACUUUCACGAUGACGUCGCGGAGGAGGAGUCGGAGGAGGAGUAG